GUCGUUCUUUUACCGUGUAGGCCUGUUACCUUUAGAGUUUCAAUCCUCCCUUGGUUUCUUUUCCUCUUUCUAGUUCUCGUCUUCUGUUGGCCCCGUUUUGCUUUCUUUGGGUCCUUUGGCUUUGGAUAGACUCUUCAGUAUCACUCCCUGUUCGUAUGCACUUCCUGAUGUGUCGGGGAAGUAUAUUACCGGACGGUCGUUUCUUCCCUUAAUGUCGUUGUUCUCUCUGUAAAUGAAAGGUAGAAAUUGGAAAAGGGUCACUGAAAGGUCUCCUGCUUCCGGUACAUCCGAUGGCAACGUCUCUAACUUCUUCUUUCAGUCUCUAAUUUCCGAAUUUCAAUCUCAGCAGGGGCCGUCAUUCCCCGUCAUGAAAAGUUUGUAUUACCUACUGGUUCACUGUUCGUUAGGGGAACCAAUUAGUUGGGUUAAUUGUAAAGCUGGUUCGAAUUCCUUGAAAUUGAAGUUCAAUGGAAAUGAUAUCAAAGCGGAUUUUAAAGAUAUAUGUCAUCUCUCCAAUCUUUUGUUCAGAGAACUUGACACAAGAUUCAAAGAGUUCUUCUCUGCUUUACACAGUGUUUCUGCUAGUUGUCCUCAUGAACAAUCUAUCUCGAACCCACACUUUCAGUCCUCUAUUGAAGAAUUAACCGUGCUGCUAAGAUGUUGUGUGGUUAUCUUGUUAUUUCUUACCUCUGACCAAGAACUCGUUGUACACAAGGCCGGAGUUCUUCUCUCAAUUCUUAGCAGAUUGUUUUUCUUGGAGCAGAGUGAAGGAUAUGCGAAAAAUUCUUCUAUUGUUGCUGAGUCGGUUUCCCAUGGAUAUGGAGAUAUUAAGGAUGAUUGUGACACUUGCGUUUCCAAGGACUCUAUCUCUUCCAUAAGUUCUAUGAAGCCUGCUGAUUUUUGCCGAAAGCUUCUCUAUCCAGUGCUUGAGGUAUUUGCAGAUGAGCUUUUGGUGAAUAAAGAAGUGAGACAGUUCAUUUUGCUAACUGAUUCUGUGUCUACCAGAAGUGAAAGGUUAUUUAAUUGUCACUUUGGUCAUGGUGAUGUUGGAAGUGUGCUGGAGGUGAUUUCUGUUCACUUUAUCAUAUCUUUUUCUGAUGAGCAAUCAUUUGAAAAAUUUGUCAGCAGAUUAUAUUGGCACGAAAAUGAGUUAAGAGCUACUCAAAUGAGCCUGUCUGCUGGCUUAUCAUUGCUACUAAACCCUGUCAUGUUUUCUGCUCCAAAAGUAUUUCAAGCUCACUUCAUUUUAUUGGUUUCCGAUGCCACUCACAUCAGCAUGUCUUCUGAGAAUAAAGGUGUAGAUCCUGUGCUAAUAGAUUUUUACCUCACAGCAUUUGAAAUGUCUGUCAUCUUGUACACAAGAUACAUGUGCAAUUUGCAAAAUGGCUAUCCUAUAA
Messenger RNA from Carica papaya (papaya), 1397 nucleotides. The record is from RefSeq and is a predicted model, not a curated record. NCBI's taxonomy places the organism in Eukaryota, Viridiplantae, Streptophyta, Magnoliopsida, Brassicales, Caricaceae.